Pectinophora gossypiella (pink bollworm) is the source of this 3014-nucleotide messenger RNA. RefSeq names its product chitooligosaccharidolytic beta-N-acetylglucosaminidase-like. Gene Ontology annotation, cellular component: membrane. The record is from RefSeq and is a predicted model, not a curated record. The transcript has 11 exons. Gene Ontology annotation, molecular function: beta-N-acetylhexosaminidase activity. Bases 159 to 3014 code for a protein of 951 amino acids. Gene Ontology annotation, biological process: ganglioside catabolic process; carbohydrate metabolic process; glycosaminoglycan metabolic process. NCBI's taxonomy places the organism in Eukaryota, Metazoa, Arthropoda, Insecta, Lepidoptera, Gelechiidae.
CCUAGCUGUCUUUUGUUAAUGCGCUUGCGAUGUUUUGAGAAUAUAUUUUUUGUCAUUUACUUAUUCGGACCAAGAAGAGCUUACAUGGAACAGACUAAAGAGACGGCGAACGUCGUGUCUUAUAAGGAGGUGAAGGAAUUGGUCUUUGAUAAACAAGAAUGGAGAAUGCUACACCGACAAGAGCGUGGCUCGUGAAAUUAGUGAUGACUUAUUCGUUAAACAAAUGCGUGAAUCCGGAGUUGCAAGCCAACGUGCUAUCAGCGUCUGGUCUGGUUGAAAUCAUCAACAAGUAUAAGGAAGACAUCUGCGACAAUGACAUAGAUAGAGCCAUACUUUGUACUGAUGACCUCGAGCCGUUCUUGCGAUACAAAUAUCCUAUAUUGAGACUCAGGUACUUCUGGGAAGAGAAGGACUUACCAAAGAAGCUCUACUUAAUGGCAUCCGUCCUCCUCUACCAUUGUUGCAUUAACUCCAUCACUGGUGCAGUGGAGGCCGACAUUUGUGACAAGUUGGCCAGGCACGAGCGAGAGAUGAUACUGAAGUAUUGUGAGAGUCUGACAGAGAUGGAAAUCACUUCUAACAACGUUGAAAUCGCUAUUAGACAGGCCUGUGAACAGGUGCCGCCUCCAGGGGUGAAGAAGAGAAGAUCACCCACACCAAAACCUUCGAAGCCUUUAGACGACUUGACUUCGGAAGCGGAAACCAAUGGGACUCAGAGUCGAAAAGCAUCUACGUUAACAUUUAAAUCUUCAGUCACUGUUAUGUCUUCUUGCCUUACCGAGUCACCUUCUUAUUCGAAGACCUGUUUGAUUCCUGACUCUUCAAAUGAAACUUCAGAUACAUACACCUUAAGGUUAGAUGAUUAUAGUGGUACUACGACAAUGGAUUCAAAUGAACUACAUAUGUGCAAUGAAUCUGAUAAGGAACAAGAGGGUGAUGCCAAGAAUAAGGUUCAAGAUGCAGCUAAGGAGAACAAGAAAGGCCAAAAGAAAGAAGACCCUUGCGCGUGCACAGCAAACAGCACGGACAUAUGCUGCGCGACAAUCAUACCUGACUGCGCGAACUGUACCAAGUCUAGCGAGAAGAGAUGCUCCUGGUUGACCACCCUUCGUAAUAGCAGCAUCCAGAAAUUAGAUUGUCUAAAGAACAAAUUUAAUGAUAGUAUGUUCCGUCGCAAGGAUAAUAAGAAGAUGAUCUACUGGAUCAUUGGCAUCAUAGCGGUCGUGUUACUAAUAAUAUUAUUUAUUUGUCUGGUGUACCUUUUAUUUUUUAACAAAAAAGGGACUACCACCAGUCUUGAUGAUGAGAGUCAGAAUUUGUUGGGCAGAGCUGGAAUUAGCCCCUUCGCUUACCACCCCACCUGGGCAUGGCAUUGCAACAACAGCCUUUGUAUCAAGGUGUAUCAACCACAAAACAGAUCUGAUACCUACACAGCACUGAGUCGCUGCAUUCUCAUCUGUUCAGGUCCACAAAUAUGGCCCCAUCCCAUUGGGUUAACAUACUUCAGCAAAGAUUUAGUAGCCCUUGCUACUGACAGGUUAGAGUACAAAUUCGUUUCAAUUCCAUCUGAUGUGGUCAAUCAAUAUCUGGCCGAAGCUUUCAAGCUAUUUCUUGGUGAUUUAGCAAGAUUGGAAAGAAUUGAUGUGAAGAAUAGAAACCGAAGCCGCGAUAUUCAAGUGAAGAAAAUGGUACUAAUGAUUGAAGUGGAAUCGGAUUAUGAUCCAAGAAUGAGAAUGAAUACUGACGAGUCUUAUAACCUUAAACUUGAGGCUGAUUCUGAGAGAAUCAAGAUCAACAUAGUGUCUCCAUCUUUCUGCGGAGUGCGACACGGACUCGAAACCCUGAGUCAAAUUAUUCUCCUAGACCAGAGCUCAGGGUAUCUGAUCACAGUGUCAGAAGCAGUUAUCAAAGACUCCCCAAGUUACAGAUACAGAGGCCUAAUGCUGGACACAGCAAGGAAUUACAUACCACUUCCAGAUAUACUUAGGACUAUAGACGCCAUGGCUACUUGCAAACUAAAUACUUUCCAUUGGAGAAUCUCUGAUUCCGCCAGCUUUCCUCUUCUACUACCGACCUUGUCGAACUUAUUCGAAUACGGAGCGUAUGAUAGAAGUAUGGUCUACUCGAAAGAUGAUGUGAAGACUGUGGUGAAUAGAGCUGGUGUUAGGGGUAUAAGGGUUUUGAUAGAAGUGGCUAUACCAGGCCCUGUAGGAAGAGCUUGGUCAUGGUCUGAUGACGCCACAUGUCCUAUGAAAAAUGAUAAUUACACUUGUGACAAUGUCAUUUGUCUCCGCUUGAAGAUGAGAGAACGCGUUUUCGACGUCAUCCAGCACAUUUACUCCGAGAUCCUCGAGAUGACUAGAGUCGAUGAUAUAUUUCACAUGAGUGAUAGCGUAUUUUCGCUGUCAAAUUGUUAUUAUCUGAUAAACGAAAGGGAAGGUUUUCUGGAGAAGGCUCUGGAGCGUCUGAAGCUGGCCAAUAAGGGGUUUUUACCGAAAUUGCCUGUGAUUUGGUACACGUCACAUUUGAAUCAAGAAGUUGAGGCUAGGUUUUGGGACAGGUACGGAGUCCAGUUGCACGCAUGGCCGACACAGCCUGAUCGUUCGUUGGCCAAAUACAAAGUUAUCCAUUCCAGUAGAUGGGACUUGUCCUGCGAGAUUAAGAAACAAAGAUGUACUAAGUACAGAUCUUGGCAAGAGAUGUACGCGUGGAAGUCUUGGCGGACCAUCGAGGUUCUCUCCAUCGAGGGCGGAGAGGCUAUUUUGUGGACUGAUAUAGUGGAUGCAGGUAACCUGGAUUACCACCUAUGGCCGCGUGCGGCGGCGGUGGCGGAGCGCCUGUGGUCAGAUCUGGUGGCCAAUGCGACCGCUGGUGGGGAUGUCUACAUGCGGCUCGACAGUCACAGAUGGCGCAUGCUCCUCCGUGGUAUGAAGGUGCAACCCAUAUGGCCGGUCUGGUGUAGCUUCAACCCCCACGCUUGUCUGGCUAAGCUGCAGAGUUGGGGUAAUAGCUAA